AUGACGGACACACCGCGCUUCACGUUUCGGUUCACCAAGGACAACCUGGCCGUCACGAAGGCGCUCGUCAAGGCCGGCGCCGACCUCGAGGCCAAGGCCGCCUGCUUCACACUGGGUCCAGACUUGACAGAAGGAAAUACACCGCUCCACCUGGCCGCGGGGGGAGCGUUCGGCGAAAUUACCACGGCUUUGGUCGGCGCCGGUGCAAACGUUAACUGUCGCUUGAAAAACGGGGCGACACCGCUAUACCUUUCAGCAUGUUGUGGGAGGCUGGGAGCCGUCAGGAUUCUCAUUCGCGGGAAAGCUAAUCCUUCCUUGCCCAUGGACAUGAACCUUCCGCUGCUACGCCAGCUUGUUUGGGCCUUACUAUGCGACUCGGGUGCCGUGGACACGGACGGCACUGCUUGUUGCGCUGCGGUCGAGGGCCGCGCCACCGAGUGCGUCAAGCUCUUGGUGCGGCGACGGGGAGGGUAUGUCGGCAUUGAUGCUUGCGCCUACGUCAAUAUCGCCAAGGGGCAAGACAGCCUCAUUCAUCUGCAAAUUCGACGUGGGCACUGUUGUACUCCCAGGGUGGAGGCCGAGACUAUUUUCUACAUGGACAUGGAUGCAGUGGAUGGGUUGAAGGGCGUCACGGACACCGUUCGCGGAACACCUCCGGCCCGGCGCGCUCGGGGACGCCCCGUCAGCUUCCCCGAGCAGCACGACGCCAUCAACAAUACUGGUCAUCCCACCCGACGCUCGACGCUCGGCGAGAGGAAGGCGCUGUGGAAAAAGGUUGCGGUAGAUCUGAAGAAGUUGGUGAAAGGAGAAAAGGCGUACUUUAGCACGCACGGCAGCGGCUUGCACUGGGUGCACAAGAUGGCGAGCGCCUUGGGAACAAAGGCUUGUGAGACGGAGUUCAUCGUGGUAGGGUACGAGCACGAAAACAUCAAAAUGGCAAUCAAGAUGAAGUCACAGGUCCCUGUCAACAGAAUCGUCAAGAAAAUUUUCGCAUUUUCCAACAACUAUUCCGGAGAGAUAACGUUCGACGGCGAGGACAAACGUACAUACUUGGAAAAGGCUGCGAGCAUCGUCGCCCCUCUGGAACCCAGAGAUGUGGACCCGAAGCCCCUAAUUUUCGGGGACAAAACCUUAAAAGAUCUGCUGCGCAAGAUCGACAACGCAAGGAGGGGACAGGGGGCCUCCAGGAACGUCCCGGUGAAGUGGUUCUCCGAUGACAUGGAUGACGAGGCAUGUCAUAAGAGGGAACGUGAAUUUGUCGACGACCUUGUUGGAGCAGAUGGGUCAUGGGCAGCAGUGAUGAGAUCUCCGAAGAACCAGAAAAUGGGACGGGAAAACCUUGGAUUGUUGAGCGAAGAAGCCAUCGAGGAUGUCUCGAACGGGGAGAACGAGGACGUCGAACACCACGGCACCAUGGAAUGCACGGAGGACAAGUACGACCAGAUGGUUGAAGCCCAUUAUCACGCGAAAAGGAGAAACCAAAAAAGAAAGGAAAAGGUGUUCAUGGAUUCUAUGAGGAGCAAGGCCUUGGCGACCGGCAGGCUGACCGACCAGGGUCAGUCAGGGUCAAAAAAGACGCCUGCUGCCGACAUGACUGCCAUAGAUGCCGUUGCGAUUCUGGAUCCUGGAUCAGGGCUCACAACCAUGUCAGCCGGUAUCGCGAGUAGGCUACAAGCUGCUUUUCCUGAUGUGCAGGUCGUGGGAGGCAUGCAAAACCCAGGGAAGCUGAAAGUCGCGGACGGCCGUGUGCUUGCGGUCACACAGAAAACAUGCCCCGUGCAGAUCGCUUUGCACACCAGCUGGGGGCUGGUGUCGGUGGACCCGCUCUCGUUUGCGGUCAUGCCUGGCAAUGAUGAGGUGGUCAUUCUUGGCAACCCGACGCUGAAGGCGUUGGGUAUCGAUGUUUACGAGAGCUUGGGGGCCUGUGCGCGUUCGCGCGCUAGCGUCGCGGGUGUGGAGACCGCGGCGUACAAACAAUGCCGCCGAGUUACGCUGGCUGUCGAUGCACUGCAGCAGCGCGAGGGUCCGGAGCAGGUCGAGCCGGAUCCCGCGGUCGAGCGUUUGGUGGCGCGAGGCCCCGACAUGGACAUGAGCCCGGAGGAGGAAGCAUCGGCGCGGUCUGCAUCGUUGGAUAGCGCUGUCUCUUCCGCUGCUGCCGCUGGCUUGGAGGAACCGCAUGUAGGGCGCCUGCGAGGCAUCAUCAGCGAGCGCUGGAAUGCGUUCCGCCGUGGUUUACGCCAUGGUGACCCUCCCGCGAACGUCGAGCCUCUGCGGGUCACCCUUAAGCCCGGAGCGCGGCCGGUUAAAGCACGGCCGCGGGUGUACAACCCGAUCAAGACCGCGUGGCUGGCGGGGUUGGGGUUGGUGUUCCUCAACAUGCAGGCCGUGUGGGCCAGCGCCGCGAUGGCGACUCCGAAAAAAGGGGGAUACCGGCUGGUGAGUGACUUUCGUGCGGCAAACAAGCAAGUAGAGAAGGUGCCUGGUGUGAUGCCGAACCCUGAAGCCAGUAUAGCUCAGCUCAGUGCGGCCAAGUUCUAUGGGAGCUUGGACCUCUUGCAAUGGUAUUGGCAGUGCCCGUUGGCUCCGGAGGCGCAGGAAAUUUUCACGAUUGCUACGCCGGGCGGCCUCUACACGCCCAAGAGGGUACCGCAAGGUAUUUUGAACGCCACGUCGUAUUUCCAGGCUACUCUUACGCGCAUCUUGGACGGGCUGAAUUGCUUCGUCUGGGUAGACGAUGUCGUGUAUUGGGGGAUGGAUAAAGACGACUUGCUUGACACCCUCGAUCUGAUUCUGGAUCGUCUGGAGGGGGCUGGCCUUUACGUGGCCGCCCACAAGUGCACAUUCUUUGAGACCAGCAUAACUUGGUGCGGGAAGGUGUACUCGGAGGGUCAGGUCGAGCACGAUCCUGAGCGGCUCAGCGGGUUGGCUACAAUGCGGCGUCCUGAGACGGCUGGCGAGCUGAUGCAGUUCCUGCAGGCGGUAAACUGGCUGCGCACGUCUCUACCGCGGAUGGCGGAGGUUGUGUGGCCGCUUCGCGUGUUUCUGGAGCAGCAUUUGGUCGGUGCCAAGAGCCGGACGAAGCGCGUGGCCGAGAAUCGCGCCAUCGCUGCGGAUGCGUUGACGCCCGCGCUGGUCGAAGCGUGGACUGCUGCGCAAGACCUUGUUGCUCGCGCCGUUGCCCUGUCUCACCCUAGCCCAGGUUGCGCCGUCCUCAUGUUCCCCGAUGCAUCCGAUGAGCAUUGGGGGAGCUUUCUCACACAAGUGCCCCAAGACCAGCUGGAUCGUGGCGUUCCUGUGGAGGAUAUGGCUCAUGAACCGAUGGGAUUUCUGAGCGGCACUUUCAAGGGCGCGCAGCAGCAGCGGUGGGCCACGGUGGACAAGGAAGGGUACGCGAUUGUGAGUACGUUCAAGCGGUUGGAGUAUUUGCUUUGGGAUAGCGUGCACAUUUUCACCGACCACCGUAAUCUCGCGUACAUCUUCGACCCGGAGGCCUGCGUGUCUGCCGUAGCGAAAACCACGGCUCAGCGCCUGGACCAGUGGAAAGCUGUCUUGGGCCAGUAUGAUUACACCAUCAGGCACAUUUCGGGUGAGCGCAAUUGCUGGGGGGACCUUCUGUCGCGGUGGGUCUCUGUGCCGUCGGUGAGUGUUCGCGCUGCCGCGGUUUACGCCCCCAGCGAACCUGAUGCUGCCAUGCCAUCGAAGCAAGUAGUACGUGAUGCACAACAAGCGGCGCGGAGUAAGCUCGGCGCGCUUGCCGGGCCUGCCUCGUCAUUUUCGACGGCGGUGGGGACGGCGACUCUGGAUGCUGAGGGAUUGUUUCGCGUGGGCAUGAACGGGCGUGACGUGCUGUGGAUUCCAGAUCAGGCGAGUGCGUUGCAGGUGCGACUGAUGGUCUGUGCACACAUGAAAGAAGCCGGACAUCGUGGCGCCGUCGCCACCUUGCAGCGCCUGUCCGAGUACUGUUGCUGGUUUCGGAUGGAAGAGCAUGUCACUGACUUCGUCAAGCAGUGCCUGCAUUGCAUGGACUCCAAGGCGGGAGAAAAAGUGCCUCGCCCGCUUGGAGAGACCGUCCAUGGCACGCGCCCUGGCGAAGUUGUUCAUUUUGACUACCUCUACGUGGGAGCGAGUGGCCCGCUGGGGGAUGAUGGCUUGGACGAGGAGGAAGGGUUCAAGUACAUUUUGGUCAUGAUGGACGACAUGUCAAACUGGGUUUGGCUGGAGCCCACCGGGGCAUGCACUGCCUGCCUGACUGCGCAACAUCUCCUGACAUGGUGUAAGAUCUUGGGUGUGCCGGAGGUUUGGGUGAGUGACACCGCUUCCCAUUUCAAAAAUCACAUGAUGGCUGCCCUUGAGACUGCACUCGGUGUUGACCGAAACUUUUCAGUCGCCAACUCUCCCUGGUCUAACGGUACGUGCGAGCGCAUGAUGCGUGAGGUGGUUCGGACGCUCAAGGCCAUGAUUCAGGAAGAGCGGGGGCGUACUCGUGACUGGGUUGAUCUGGUACCGGCUGUGCAAUGGGCGUUGAACACCGCUUUCCGCGAACGAUACGGCUCGACGCCGUACCACGUCAUGUUUGGUAGAGCGCCACGCACCGCGCUUUCAACUUUGGCGUCGUCCACAGGCGCCGAAUGGAAGGUAGACGUCCUGGAUGAGAAGUCUUUGCGGCUGAAGGUGCAGCACGUCGUCGAGGCCCAACGUCACCUGCACAAGGAAGUUCUCGACAAGGUCCAGGCGAGUCGGAGUAAGCACCGGGCGUCUGCGCGGGUUGGGAGCCUGCCUGACUUCGUGGUGGGGGACUACGUGAUUGUCGCCGCCGAGAGACUGCAUGUGUACGGAGUCCAGAACAUCGUGUCGGGGGAAGUUCGGGACGUCCAUGUCGCGCGUUUGCGGUUCUACGCCGAUGCCGCUCUCGAAAUCACGGCCGAGUUGAAGGAGGUCUUUCAGCAUGCUUUCACGCAGGGGGAGUUCGAGAUGGCGGCGAUCGUGGACAUGUCGGUGGCGGAAGAUGGCCCUGGGUUCGAUGUAGAAGUAGAGUGGGUCGGUUUCGACAAGGAAGAGAACACCUGGGAAGAGUUGUCCAAGAUGUGGGAUGCCGCGCCGCAGUUCGUCAAAUCCGAGCUGCGGCGGCUGGGUCUGCAAAAAAAGGUUCGGGCUCAGUUGAAGCAACAAUACGGCAUUGCCCUGUGA
Messenger RNA from Ectocarpus sp. CCAP 1310/34, 5187 nucleotides. The record is from the annotation of a GenBank genome assembly. Lineage: Eukaryota; Phaeophyceae; Ectocarpales; Ectocarpaceae.